CCAACCACGCCAUCCAUGGCCGCCGCCGCCGCCCUAUCCCUCCACCUCCACCUCCGCCUCUGCCCGCCUCCCCAUGCCCACCGCAGGCCCCCUCGCCACGCCCCAUUCCUUCUAUCCACCCCUCUGCCGCCCCACAACCUCCGCGUCGCCCACGCCCGCCUCCCUUCACCGUGGCGCCCCUCCGUCAGGGCGCGAGCAGGCACCGUCGACGCGCCGACCCUCGCGCGCCCCGGCGGCGCCGUGGAGACGGACCGCCUCCCGCCCGACGUGCGCGACCGCGCCAUGGACGCCGUCGACCACUUCGGCGGCCGCGUCACCAUCGGGGACGUCUCCUCCCGCGCCGGCCUGCAGGUCGACCAGGCGGAGCGCGCGCUCCAGGCUCUCGCGGCGGACACCGGCGGCUUCCUCGAGGUUUCGGGGGAAGGAGAGGUGCUCUACGUCUUCCCCAAGGACUACAGGGCCAAGCUCGCCGGCAAGUCAUUCAGAAUGCGGGUCGAGCCACUCGUCGACAAAGCUAAGGAAGUGGGCGCCUAUGUGGUGCGGGUGUCCUUUGGGACGGCACUAGUUGCCUCCAUUGUGAUUGUAUACACUACCAUCAUUGCCAUUCUCUCUAGCUCCAGCAGUGAUGAAGAUAAUCGUGGCAGACGGCGCAGAUCCUAUGGAUCUACCAUGUUCCUCCCAACAGAUCUAUUUUGGUACUUGGAUGCAGGUUCCUCUAGGAGGCGGCGGGUCGAAAAAGAGAACGGGAUGAACUUUAUAGAAUCUGUAUUUUCAUUUGUAUUUGGGGAUGGCAAUCCUAAUGAGGGGCUUGAAGAUACAAGGUGGAAGAUGAUUGGGCAGUAUAUUUCAUCAAAUGGUGGAGUUGUUACGGCAGAAGAACUGGCACCAUAUCUUGAUGUAUCAGCACCUUCAGAGCAGUCUAAGGAUGAUGAAUCGUUUAUUCUUCCAGUUCUUUUACGCUUCCAGGGACAUCCAGAAGUUGAUGAGCAGGGAAAUAUUCUUUAUAGAUUCCCAUCGCUGCAACUUACUGCUUCAUCGAAAGGAGGUGUGAGCAGAGAAUAUGUUGGUACAAAAUGGUCUACAAUGUUCGGUAGCAUCGAAAGAUUUAUGGAAGAGAAACCAUGGGAAUUCAGUAAAGCAAAUGCAUCAGAGAGGGCAAUGGUUGCUGGUCUGGGAGGACUCAAUCUUUUUGGUGUCAUUAUUCUGGGAAACUUAUUGAAGCAAAUGACAAUGACGCCUGGUGGGCUUAUCUCAUUUGCUGCACAGCUAUUUCCGUUGCUUCAGAUAUAUGCUGGCUCCUUUUUUGCAAUACCAUUAUUUAGAUGGUUGCUGCUACGUAAGACCAACAAUGACAUUGCAAGGAGGAAUAAGGCCAGAGAAGAAAGAGCCCAGGAACUGGUUUCGCCAGAGCCUUCUCUCAGAAGAAAGUUGCUCAGUGCACGCGACAUGGCUCAACGGAAGGUGAUUACACCAGAUGAGAUUGUCUACACAACCGAAAAGGAUCUAUUGGAUCAGGAAUAUGAUGUGAAGGAGUGGGAAAGGCGAUUUAAGAAGAUUGAGUCAGACUGAUGUUAAUGAUGGCUAUACUUGAAAUUCAUAUCAUGCAUGGAUGGUUCUUUGGUCUGGCUUGCUGAUCCUUCCUGGGUGUAGGAUAGAUCUGAUUAAACCAUUCAACCAAGUGGGCAGAAUGCCUAGAUGAGAGACUGAAUGGUUCUGGCGCCUGCUGGUAUUCUGUGAAAUUUUUGCAGCAGCGGUUGGUUUAAUUCUAUGGAUGAAGGUACUGCGGCUGCUGUACAUAUAUGUAACAUUAGUCUGCAAAAUUGUAUAGAUAGCUGUAGCUCAACGGACAGAAGCAAAGAAAUCAAAAUUAAGAGCAUGACACGGGAACCCGGGAUGAUAUUACUCCCGACUGAGGGCUAGUGGGAAAUGUAAAGGAUAAUGCUCAUUAAACUGUGGCCGAGACAUGAGCAUUAUAGAGUCUAGAUUAAUGAGACUUGAGGAUAGUUAAUGUCAAGUUCCUUGGUUU
Messenger RNA from Lolium rigidum, 2026 nucleotides. RefSeq lists its product as uncharacterized. The transcript is spliced from 13 exons. Lineage: Eukaryota; Viridiplantae; Streptophyta; Magnoliopsida; Poales; Poaceae. Bases 16 to 1569 code for a protein of 517 amino acids. The record is from RefSeq and is a predicted model, not a curated record. Gene Ontology annotation, cellular component: chloroplast envelope.